UUUCAAACUCAGCUGAUCCAAAAUCCUUUUAUUAAAUCUUUGGUAAACGUUACUGCAAGGUGUUUAAAAGUUGUAUUACUGUCUUCUUUAUCUAAUACACCCACACUUUGGUAAAUUUCUGCAUUUCUAAACGUGCUUGACGAUGAACUACACUCUGCAACUGCACGGAGAAAGAUUCCUGUACCAGAUGCCUCCGGGCCUGUACGAGCUGAUGAGCGAUAUAUCCCGGGAAGUCUUGCGGGACCAGCCGACAUUCCUGUACCAGUACAUCGCCCACUACCUGGACACUUUGGUCAAGGUACGAGAUUACGCCCAGACGGCGGAGGAUGUCGUGUCCAGCACUUUAGACGAGAACCUGGAGUUGCUGGCGUAUGUUGAUUCUCUAGGAACUACCUGGGACACUGCCAAUUCGGCGGCAACAAAGAUUCAAAACGCCGCAAGGAGAUAUCGUAGCAAGAAAGAGCUGAAGUUGAAGUUAGAAAACCAGAAGGAGAAGAAAGCAGCUGCUGAGUUCUACUUACAGUCGCAAGCCUUCCAAGACUACAUGGAAACACUAAAUUUGGACUUGGAUGACUCCAGCAGGGCGUCAUCUCUUCUGUUAAAUGCUUAUAAGGAAUUUAAUGCUGAAAAAGAAGAGGUAGAAGAAGAAAGGAGUGAAGCUUCUGUUCAUACUAUAGAAGCAAUCUUACCAAGAGUAUCUGAAGAAGUAAAGAAAGAACCUCGAAAAAGAGACUCUAAAAUGUUGGUCUACCAACAGACACCAAAACAUUCUGUUGAGUCCACUUGGUCCACUUUGGCGAGGAAGAUUGCUGAAGAGGAAGGUAAAUGGAAACCUAAUGAAGUCCGACCAUAUGCGCUAGUUUAUGAAGGAGAUAUAAGUGUGGCCAGUAAAGACCAACCAGCACACACCGUCACCAAGUGCUUGCCAGGCUACCAAGACAAGGACGAACCCAAAGUACCAAUGAUUGCGGAGACUGGUGAGUUAUCAGAUGAUAAAGACAUCGUUACCUUAUUGUCAUUUGACAGCGUGGAUCAGAGUUACUUUAAAGAAACCGGCAUACAUGUAGAUACAUCUUUUUCAAACCUAUCCUUGCCUUCAUUACCUCCGGAGAAGUCAAAAGAACUCUUUGAUCUCUUGGAAAAACGAUACUCUGAAGUUUCAAAACUCAUUACACCAAGUCCAUCUCUUAUGAAAGACGAAAAACUAAUUAAAAGCCAGCCUGUGGUAGAAGAUCGAGGUUCAAGUUCCAGCAUUAAGAGAGGUUCAAAGAGUUCCGUAAAGUCCCCGUCGGAGCAGAUCAGAGCUACUGAGGAAGGUCGUGGUUCACGUUCCAGCACCAAGAGGGAAUCAAAGAGUUCGGCUAAGUCUGGACCUGAACAAAUUAAAGCUUCUGAUGAAAGUCCUGAUCCACGUUCCAGUAGCAACAGAGGAUCAAAGAGUUCCGCAAAGUCAGGGUCGGAACAGAUUAGAGCUUCUAAGGAAAGUCAUGGUUCACGUUCCAGCAUCAAAAAGAGUUCAAAGUCAUCUGGAAUGGCCGAACCUGUACACGACCAAGCUCCUGAAGAAGUUCGUGGUUCACGAACAAGCACCGAAAGAAGAUCCAAAACGUCUGCUAAGAUCGAAUCAGAAGAAGUCAAAUAUACUGACGAAGGACAUGGUUUAAGAUCCAGUGCCACAAAGGAAACCGAAUCUAAAUAACUGGAAAACAAAGCAGGAAUACUAUUCUAGGAACAUUUUUCUACAAAAUCGAUAAAUACUAUAAUUCUCCUAACUUCUGAUCUUCAAAAUUGAAUGUAGAUACAAUACUGAAGUGUAAGACAUUUUAAAGUGACAUUAUAUACACAUACGUUUAUGUUUUGAAUGAGAAUCAUAUUGUUUAUUGCUAUAUUUCACAUUUAUAUAUUUGUUUGUUUCAUAAAAUUUAAGGAAUAUUGAAUAAAUUCCGUGGUAAUUUUUUCA
Molecule: messenger RNA, 1960 nt
Organism: Homalodisca vitripennis (glassy-winged sharpshooter)
Lineage: Eukaryota; Metazoa; Arthropoda; Insecta; Hemiptera; Cicadellidae
Exons: 2
Coding region: 143-1699 (518 amino acids)
Molecular function (GO): protein binding
Source: RefSeq, a predicted model, not a curated record